UCCCUCUUUUUCUUCUUCAUCUUCUUCUCCAAAAUCUCCCGCCUUCUCAUGUCCAAACGUCUCCUCCCUCGCUUGAAAACCUCAGCAAAAUCCUCCCAAUCGGACUCUCGAAUCCGAAACCUCGCCUUUACUAUUGUUCAAAUCCUCAAGUCCCACGAAACCAACCCCAAUUGGCCCCAAUCCCUUGAAGAAAUCUCCCUUAAUGAUGAAGAUUUGACACCGAUCAUCGCGCGGAUUCCCGACCCCGAUGCGGCUCUCAGUUUCUUCUCCUGGGUUCGCCGCCGCUCCUUCACCGGCUCCCCUGACAUCUUUGCUUACUCCGCCCUUCUCCAGGUCCUGUCCAAGUGCAGACGGUUCCCAGAUAUCGAAUUUGUGCUGGAAAUAAUGAAAAAUGAGGAAAAGGCGCCGACUUGUGAAGCCUUGAGUGCUCUUCUUGAUUCUUAUUCGACCUCCGGCUUGGAAGAUAAGGCUAUGAAUGUGUAUUCUUUGAUGAGAAAUCAGGGUGAGGGUUUUCCGAGUGCUGCGGGUUGUAAUCCUUUUUUACAGUUACUUGUGAAAAGCCAGCGUUUUGAUGUUGCCCGCGAGGUGUAUGAUGAAAUGCUGAAGAGAGAUGGUGGGGCAGAUACUUAUAGUACUUGUAUAAUGGUGAAGGGUUUGUGUGUGGAGGGGAGGAUGGAUGAGGCUAAGAAGUUGAUUGAGGAUCGGUGGGGGAUUGGUUGCAUCCCGAAUGUUGUAUUUUACAAUACACUGAUAGAUGGGUAUUGCAAGAGUGGGGAUAUUAGGAAGGGAUAUUUGCUGUUCAGGGAGAUGGAGUCCAACGGGUUCUUGCCAACUUUGUUGACUUAUGGAGCUUUGAUUAAUGGGCUUUGCAAGAAACACAAUUUCGAGAAAGUGAAGAAGAUAUUAGCACAAAUGGAAACACAAGGAUUGCAUCCGAAUGUACAAAUUUACAAUACUCUUCUGAAUGCAUGGUGUAAGAUUGGUUCAUUAGUUGAGGCAAAAGCGGUUUUCAGACGAAUGAUUGGAAGUGAUUGCCAGCCGGAUAUUGUAACUUAUAACACUUUGAUUUGUGGACUUUCAAAAAAUGGAAAAAUUCGAGAUGCCAAACAUUUUUUGAGGGAGUCCAUUAGGAGGGGCUUGGUUCCUAAUGCACUUAGCUAUACUCCCCUUAUACACAGGUAUUGUGUUGAUGGAGAGGUUGGUCUAGCAUCAAAUUUAAUUCUAGAAAUGAUGGAGAAAGGGCACAAGCCUGAUCUGGUUACUUUUGGUGCUCUUGUUCAUGGGCUUGUGGUUAGAGGGGAGGUCCAUGAGGCCUUGGUCAUUAGAGAAAAGAUUAUGGAGAGAGGAGUGCUUCCAGAUGCAUGUAUCUAUAAUGUUUUGAUAAGUGGGCUCUGCAAGAAAGGACUGCUUCGAUUUGCUAAAAAGUUGCUUGCUGAGAUGCUUGACCAUAAUAUCCUCCCAGAUGAAUUUGUCUAUGCUACACUCAUGGACGGAUUUAUUAGAAGUGGGAAUCUUGAUGAAGCGAAGAAGAUCUUUGAGUUUUUGAAAGAAAAAGGCAUUAGGCCAGGGGUUGUAUGUUAUAAUGCUAUGAUCAAAGGCUACUGUAAAUUUGGAAUGAUGAAUGAUGCUAUUUUGUGCUUCCAUAGGAUGAGGGUGGAUGGAUUAUGUCCUGAUAAGUUCACCUAUACAACUGUUAUGGAUGGUUUUGUGAAGUUCAAUGAUCUAGAUGGAGCUUUAAGGAUUUUUGGUGACAUGGUGAAGUGUAGAUGCAAACCAAAUGUAGUUACUUAUACUGCACUUAUUAAUGGGUUCUGUAAGUCAGGGAAUUUUGACAGGGCAGAACGAAUCUUUGAAGAGAUGCCAUCAUGUGGUUUUACCCCUAAUGUUGUUACCUAUAGCAUUCUCAUUGGCAGCUUUUGUAGAGAAAAUAUAUUUGACAGGGCUGUUGCGUAUUUUGAAGAAAUGUUGCUUAGGAAAUGUAUCCCCAACAAGUGUACUUACCAUUACUUGGUUAAUGGCCUGUCAAAUGGUGCAUCAGUUAUUGCUUCUAAUGAGAAAUAUGAUCUUCAACAAAAUGAAGAACAUAUGGUUUUGGGCAUCUUCAAGAGUAUGACAUCUGAUGGAUGGGAUCAUAAGACUGCUGCUUAUAACACUAUUAUUCUGUGCCUGUGCAAAUAUCAGAUGGUUGAAAAGGGGAUAGAGCUGAAAAAUGAGAUGGUUCUAAAAGGAUGUGCACCAGAUUGUCUCACAUUUCUUUUCCUUCUCCAUGGAAUUUGUGAACAAGGCAGAUCAAAUGAUUGGAGAAACAUUCUUUCUUGCAAUUUUCCAAGAAUUGAACUUGAGAUCGCAUUUAAGUAUGCAAAGUUGCUAGAUGUAUACCUUAAUCAAGGAAUGAGUUCAGAGGCUUCAUUGAUAGUGCAAUCACUGCUAGAUCAAGGAAUGCUUCUAGAUAUAUCAGCUGGUUGACAAGAGCAAUGAGAAACUGCUCUUCUUCUGAGAUGAAUCAUACUUGGCUUCAAGCAGAGACGAUGGAAGAUAUCAAGCAAUUUUCACCUUAUAUAUUAGUAGAGGGUUUUCUUGAGAUAAGUAGCAAAUGAGGUGAGCUUCUUUCUGCAAAGUCAAGAAACGUGCGGUUUUUUUUAGUGACAAGUAUUUGACAAUCAUCCAUUUGUUUUGCUUAUGCGUCAUGGGUUCCCAAUAUGACAGUAGUGUGUGUUAUAUUGUCUUAUAAAUAGAGACUUCAAAACCACCUGAGGUGCUGCACAAAGAUCAUUGAGGGCCAUCGCACCUGCAUAUCCAACUGAUGUCUACUGUAGUCCGACUUCAGACAAUUGUAAUGGCAACGCUAUAACUGUAACAAGUAUAUAGAUGGUGAACUUAUGCGGUUCAAGGGAAGAAAUGACAAGAAAUUAAUGUGCUGCACCUACUGAUAGGCAAGAUGGUGGUAUCACUACCUGUACUAGUGAUAGUGAUUUUUCUAUGCAAUUCAUGUGGAUGCUGCCUGUGUGCCAACUUCGUCAACUUCAAGUGAACUGCAUUGAGCAAAUCUUUUGUGGAUAUGCAUUUAAAGAAUAAGCCAAGCUAAAGCUUAGUUACAAGAAGAGAAGUAGCUCAAGUGGCAUGAAUUGCAAGAAUGAAAGGAUACAGUGGGUGCACAUUCUACGGUGAGCUUAGAGUCAUUCUUUGAACAAGAAAGUGAGGUCUGAAAGCCUGCCUUUUCCAUCACAUAUUCUUCUUAUAAUAAAGGUAAGCAUUCGUCAAAAGCUGGAAUUAUAAAUAAAGCGAGACCAUCAAAUGCAAUAUUUACUGGAGGAGAAGCUCUUGAAGAAAUUUUCUUUCUUCAAAUUAAAGCCAGAGGAUAUAUAUAAUAAUUCUCUUCAAAGGGACCGCAUUUGGACACCCAAAAAUUUUGUUGUAAGCCUAUCAGACCAAAUCUGCAAAUUCUGAGCAACCUGUUCAUUGUGUAAGUAAUAGCAGAUUGAGAGCUCAGAGCAGCAGAAGAGAUCCAAGUCAGGUGUGCAGCCACUGGGAAGGUGUUGUCAAAUGUACUCCAAUGCCCAAAAUCUGAAAUCCAUCAUUUAAGACCAGACCACGCGCCGAUCCUAUAACUAUUCCCGUUUCCCGAUGAUGAACCGGGAAACGCGCUUUCUAACGGAAUCGACGGUGUCAAAUUUCGGGUCCCAUUUUCUGGGUGCCGAAACGUUCCCAUUAAUCCCGUUCUCCAACAAACGCUAUCGCAGUAGCAGUAGCUCUCUCUCCUCUCAUUUUCACUCGAAUCCUAUCACCAUCCGGUAAGAAUACCCCUCACCAACAUAAUAAACG
This is a messenger RNA of Dioscorea cayenensis subsp. rotundata (Guinea yam), 3822 nucleotides long. RefSeq names its product pentatricopeptide repeat-containing protein At1g52620. The transcript is spliced from 5 exons. The record is from RefSeq and is a predicted model, not a curated record. Bases 49 to 2466 code for a protein of 805 amino acids. NCBI's taxonomy places the organism in Eukaryota, Viridiplantae, Streptophyta, Magnoliopsida, Dioscoreales, Dioscoreaceae. Gene Ontology annotation, molecular function: protein binding.